CAACAACAUGGAGCGGUUUAGUUGAAUGUUAUUCUUUUAAAAUGAAAACAAAAACCUACGGGUCUUUUAAUUGCAGAUUUUAUAGUCUUAAGCGGUCAGAUCAAAUUUAUGUUUUAUGCAACAGUUGACUAGCACACUAACCACGGGUUAUGUUUUCAAAACAAGUAGGCUAGACCAAUAACUGGGUGAAUGUUAGCAUGGCUAACUGUUUAAAGGCUACCUAAGACCAUCUUUCGACAAUCUGUAGGUAUGUGAAAAAAUAAGAUAAUAAUAUGGAUGACUCGGAUCAGGAUUUUGUAGAUCUUUGCUCCAAGCUGCUCAAAAGGAACCGCAAGAAAACAGUGGAUCAGCAAGAGCCAAAGAAAUGUACACAGCCGCUCAGCAGCCAAACUUCUGGAGGAGGAGAAAAGAGAAAAAAGAAACUCAAGAAAGAUGAUAACACGGAGCCUCGAGGUUCUUCUGCUGUCGGAGGUGCACAGAAUGUUGGUCCAGGGUCUGCCCCGGGACAGUCUUGGGUAAGGGCUAAAGAUCAGGUGGUGCACAAGAUGCAGAAAUUCAAAAGAUCAAGUCCACAAAGGCUGAUGUUAGGAGGCAAGAGUCAACCCACAGAGCGGGAGAGGCACAACCAAAUUCAGCAAGGUCAAGUAGACUCUCAAAGCGCAGCCCUCCGUGAACCUGAAGACAGUGAUGAAGCUUUGGCAAUGCGUCUGCAGGAGGAGUUGGACAGAGAGACCCGCCCCAUGCACCUGGAGGAUGAGGGGCUGUUCUUUUGUCAACUCUGCAACAAGGACCUUUCACACAUGACACCUGAGGGACGCACGCAACACAUUAACAGAUGUUUAGAUGAAAGAGAGGAUCAUGCAGCACCUCCACCACCCCCUGGAGUCAUGGAAUGUCCCAUUUGUGGAAAAAGGUUCAAGUUACAAAAAAGUCGGGCAUCACAUUUGAAACGUUGCUCAUCAGAUAUGGGCGUCCCUCCUGCAGUGCUCAUGCAGGCUCUGCAGAGGCAGGCUGAGGAAAAUCAAAGCAACACAACCACAAAUCCACAGACUACAGGCCAAAAACGAAAAGUAUUCAAGGCAAACAUGCCAGAAAGUAAGAAGCCCAGGAAGAAGGUUGAAGAUCUGGAUGAAGACACGAUGAUGGCCAUGGCCUUGUCCUCGUCACUGCUGGAACAAGAGCAAGAGAAGCAAAAGGAAUCACAAGCUGAGAGCCAAAGCCUCAUAGAGACAACUGCCCCCAGCACAUCCAAGAGUCCACCUCUGAAGUGGAUACCAAAUGCUGGUAAAGGACGUAGUAAAAAGAGAAAAGGUGGAAUCCCUCGGCCCCCUCCUCUGCUCAUGGUUCAGGACCCAGGGGCAGCUCUGUCCAGGAUACAGGCACGUGUCUCUGCUCUCUUGCUCUGCAAUGGUGCCCCCUCUCCUCCGACUCCCACCCGUUGCACAUCCACUUUGCCUGGCUGGGGUGGUGCCGCCCCCCUUUGGCAGAAAAGUGCAUUGCUCUCAGUUUUUUGCCUAUCUGAUUUUUAUGCUCCUGAACUCAGAGACUUCAUUGUACCCCAGGAAACAGCAAUGACUGUUGUGUCAUCAUUUGCAAGUGGAAAAAAGAUAGACACUCCAGUGCAGCAUCUGAAAAUAAAGACUCCUAUAGUCUCCACCCUAACACCUGCCUCUCAGACAGGGCACUCUUCUCUUGCUGUCUCCACCCCAGGCACAGGGCAGCUGCCUGGGUGCAGCCAGGCCCUUCAAGACCUCAUGGAGUUGGCUGAAGAUGGGAUGACACUGACACAAUAUGGCUUCUCUACCACAGAAUUCACAAAAGACCAGCAAACCAGCACAAAUCACACCUUAAACUUACAUUCAAGUGGAUUUGUGAUGGAGGAGGAGCAGAAUAAUGAUGGUGUGAGUGGAUUCUUACCUGAAACACUGGACAAUAAUCAUAAAGGGCUGAUGAGAAUUGUGUCGAAGCAAGAAGAAAAGGAGAGAAGACGGCAAUCUCUACUCGUGUCUAAACUAGCUUUAGACUUGGGCACCAUGGUGAACAAUCCUCAGCUCAGUGAUGUGCAGCUACAAGUGGACAGUGGCGAAGUCUACUUUGCUCAUUCUUUUAUGGUGUAUGUUCGCUGCCCCCUGCUGGCUGAGAUGAUCCAUGAGAGUGGUUUUGGGGUGCAGGAGGAGGGUGUGCCUGCUGCUCAGAGGGUGCUGUUGAAUGACAUCCCAGGACAGGCGGUGUUUGCUUUGCUGCAGUUUCUUUACACUGCCCACUGCUCCUUUCCCUCGUCACUAUGUCCUUAUGUCCUAGAGUUGGCAUCCAGGUUUGAUUUGAAAGAUCUUGUGGAGUUUUGCCAGCUUCAAGAACAGGCAAUGUUUCAAAGCGAAGACAGUGAGAACCCAAACACUCAAACAGAUGAGGCUUUUAUUGAGCUACUGCACUCUAUGUGGAAUGAGGAGGACAAUGAAGAUGAUGGGACAGACCAUAAUACUUUUGAUGACAGUAAAGAGAUGGACAACCGGCCUAGUGACAGAGAAAUCCAAGAGGAACGAGUGAACGAAGAUGAACUGGUAGAAAUAUAUGAGUUUGCUGCCACUCAGAAAAAGAGGGAAGAGGAAAGGGACAGUGUGGAGGAGGAAAAAGUGGUUGAUAAUCAAGGUCAUCCUGAAAUAUCUCUAAGUCCAACCAAAACAGAAGCCAUAAAAGAAAACAAUGGGCAUGUUAAUACCAGUUUAGAUCGCAGCUAUAACCGUCUUUUCUCCGAAACCUGGGGUCAGUUUGAGGAAAAAGAGCCCUCCAUUUUACCUGAACAUAAGUCUCGGAUGCAGGUCCCUCUGUCUGCUUGUCUUCUCUCAUCUGAAAUGUCAGCCAGAACAUUGCUUCAGUCCUCAGCGAGUGUGAUUGACAAGCUGUCCCCAAGUCCUCCACCUACCGCACAAAACAUGCCUAUCCCAGGUGUGUCUCCUGGAUUGAAUGAAAAUGAAAUUGUAAAUAAUAAAAAUGUCUCAGCCAUUUUUAUGCUAUUACCCUCUCAAAAAUCUUUCAAAGACAAAGAACCAGAGUUAGUUGUUUUGUCUGACUCCAGUGAUGACAUGAACAUAGAUCUUACUCAGAGUUCAAACAGCCCUUCACCACAACACGUAAAUACCUUCACCAGUAUUAAAGACCAAAAUACACCUAAUUCAAAGGAUCUUAACACAGACAAAAUGGACCGCCAGCCUCCCAAUGGUGAGAUAAGCGUGGUAGAUUGUUCUGCAGAGUUAUCCUGGCUUAUCCCCUCAACACCAAUCCAGCCCGAAAGGAGUGUCCACACCAGUUCUUCUCAAACCAAAAGCAGCAUUUGUAGAACUCAACUUUUCCCAAAACACGCAGAAUCAAUGUCCAAAAGCUCAAUUUCCAGUUCUGAGACAAGGGACAGAAAAAGCUGUUUAGAUGUGACAAAUGACAAAAAGUUGGACUCUUCUGGUUUUGCUGUGCCUCAAAGUCCAUCCAGGUAUUCUCACCAUGGAAACAACUCUUGCUCGCAUCUCAAUUUUUCCAUCCCGGCCUAUAGUAGCACACCUGUACAAACUGAAAUAUCAAAGCUACCACCAGUUUUGACACAAAAUACUACAGUAAGGAACUCACCUAGUCCAGAGAAAGCAGAGGUGCAGGGCUUUCACCUAUCUCCUUUGUCUGAACAGUCCUCCUCUUCACACUGCAAGAUAAACAGUAAGUCUAGCAAUAAAAGCAGAUCAUCAGAAGACUGCAAUACAACCAACAGGGAAAAUGAGAAUGCAAGUUUGGCAGAAAAUGAUGAAGAUUGUUUUGAGGCUGAAGGUGGUGAACCAAGUUUUAGGCAAAGCUUUUUGGAUGAGCCUCCAAUGGCUUUCGAUGACUCAUGGGGUCUGGAUGCAUGUGCUGAAAAUCCCAGUUUUAGCCUCAAACUUGACAACAGUGAAGAGUCUGUGCAGCAGCAGGACAGCCUGAAGAAUAUCAAAUCACAACCAAACCACCACUCAACCACAUCUAUGGCCCCUGAUUAUCAGUAUAAUGCACGGACAAGUAUUUUUGAAUCCCCAAACACAAUGUCAACGAAAACACCUACUGCAAUGUCACCACCUGAAAUUGAACCACCUCCGGACAUCAACAACAGCCUCAUGGACUCUAAAAUCUGGGACAGUUGGGAGGAAGAAGAUGAAGAGAAGGACGUAGCCCCACCCCUGUCUGAGAGACUGAAACCUCCAGUACAAUACAAGACUCCAGUAUCUAAAUUCAAAAAGCAGCAGGCCCUGGUCCCAAUUACUCCAAUGCCACAUUACUCAGACAUGGACACACCAGAGCUCAAGAACAAAUUGAACAAGUUUGGAGUUCGGCCUUUACCAAAACGCCAAAUGGUUUUAAAACUAAAGGAAAUCCACCAGUACACCCACCAGCUGGUCAGUUCUGAUUCUGAGGAUGAGGUGCCCUCUGCUGGAAAAACAGCUCUAGCCAAAGCCCCAGUCUCAGCAACUGUCAGACCGGCCUCCUGUGCCAUGGCCAAGUUUAAAAAGCCCAAAACUACAAUGACCACCACGUCGCCCAUUAAAGUGCCCCAGGACGAUGAGCCUCUGUCUGCUUCUCAGGACUCCACUACCUCCUCCACUGCAGAAUCAGAUAGGUCAAACCCUGAAGUUGUACAGUUGUCUGAUGGGGACUCAGACAGUGAUGGGGGCAUCUCUGCCUCUCAGUCUGCCUCUCGUCUGCAGAGCCAACUCCAGGCAGUCCGCACAUUCAUUUUGUCAGAUUCUUCACUCUAUGACCAGAUCCUGCAGUACAAACCCCUGGUCCUGUCUCAGCUCCAGCAGCAGCUGAAGGCUGCAGGGAUUCGUCUCGGUGUCACUAAACUGGCAGACUACCUGGACUCUCAGUGCAUCACCUUCACCACAGCCAAACUGGGCCAGUCUGUCCCCAGCCGGAGGAGGGUCAAAAAGACGAAGGCAGCAGGAGAGGGAGGAGUGAGGAGGAAAAAAGCCACUUUAGCUGCCCUUUGACAUUUUAUUAACUUGGACAUUUUUACACUCAUGUUAGCAAAAUAUUUUUUUUAUGUUUGUAAUUAAUAAUGUGUUUUAUAUUUAUACAGAUACAUUUAUGCAUGACUGUAAAAUAAAUGUUUCAAUUUUGA
Messenger RNA from Boleophthalmus pectinirostris (great blue-spotted mudskipper), 5134 nucleotides. RefSeq names its product SLX4 structure-specific endonuclease subunit homolog (S. cerevisiae) (gene slx4). Gene Ontology annotation, molecular function: enzyme binding. Gene Ontology annotation, biological process: interstrand cross-link repair; meiotic DNA double-strand break processing; DNA replication. Gene Ontology annotation, cellular component: nucleus; Slx1-Slx4 complex. The record is from RefSeq and is a predicted model, not a curated record. Bases 273 to 5003 code for a protein of 1576 amino acids. The transcript is spliced from 13 exons. NCBI's taxonomy places the organism in Eukaryota, Metazoa, Chordata, Actinopteri, Gobiiformes, Gobiidae.